ACAAAAGAGACACAAGGCGUUUGUGUGGGAAUGUGUGUGAGAGUAAGAGGUAAAGGAAGUCUGGGUGGUUUACUGUGUAACAGUUCAGGAGUGCGCGCGCGCGUGUGUGUGUGUGUGAGAGAGUGAGUCAAUGACGCAGGAGUCUUUAUGUCUGUCUGUCUCUCACUCUCUCUCCUGAAUGAGCUGAUCAGACCCUGAACUAUUCCUCGAAGUCGAUGAACUAUAUGGAUGUGGAGGGAGGGAAGAGUGUAAUCGGACACACAUACACACUUGUCUCCUCCUCUCGUCUUGUUCUGAGUCAGAAGUCUGCCGGGGCUGAUAUGGCAACAUUGUAGCAACUUGAUUUUUAGCUGCAGCAACAGAUAAAAAAGCAGGACCGGUGGAUUCCAUGUGCGUUUAAUGUUGCAAGGUCUGCGAUGGUCGAUGGCAUCAUGAUCCUGCUGCUUGUGGCCUUGACGGUUUUACCAGCUGCCAGUGUGGAAGAUAAAGCCAUGGUGAAUGACUUUGAGUGUGUGUGCGAGGGGCAGUCAUGCAGCAGCAGCGGCCGCUGCCUUGGCCAGCAGUGCUUCUCUUCUGUCUCCAUCCGGAACGGGACGGCCCUGCGACAGAAGGGUUGCAUUGUGGGUAGAGAGGAAGAGGCGGUACAGUGCGGAAGCUCCCUACUGGAGUCUGGCGUCAUGGUGCAGUGCUGCCAGGGAACACUGUGCAACAGCAACCUGACUGUGGAGAUGCCAAGCUCAGAUAAAGACUCCAGGCUGCAUAUAUGUAAAUGUGAGGGAGCGGAGUGUACAAGUGGGGGCUUUUGCACGGGAGAGCAGUGUUUCUCCUCCGUCACCGUCGCUAACGGAAACCCGCAGCACCGUAAAGGCUGUUUCUCUGCUUCUCAGAAGGGCGGGGCUAACUGCGACACACCCAACUCACCAGAUAGCAUCAUUAGCUGUUGCACUGGAUACCUGUGUAACGCCAACAUUACAGUGGAGCCCCCUAAUAGAGACACGGAGACGAAACUGCUCCCGAAAGAGCAUGAAUGUGUGUGUGAGGGCCGUUCCUGUGUGAGCGGUGGGCGAUGUAGGGGGCAGCAGUGUUUCUCGUCUUUGACCGUAAGCGACGGAGUGCUCGUCCAUCAGAAGGGCUGCUUCACCGUGUACGAGCAGGGUCGCAUGACCUGCAAAACCCCGCCCUCACCUGACCAGAUCGUCGAGUGCUGCCAGGCUCACCUGUGUAAUAUGAACCUCAGCGUGGCUCUGCCUGUCAGAGUGGUGGAGGGCCCUAACUAUAGCGUAACAACGUUGGCCAUCGUGAUCGUGGCUCCAGUCAUUGUUCUUAUUAUCCUUUCAACGGUGGCCAUCUUGAUUUUCCGCCGGAUCCACCGUAACCAGAUGGAGCGGCUGACGGCCCGCGAUGCCGAGUACGGCACUAUCGACGGACUCAUCGCGUCCAACGUUGGCGAAAGCACACUGGCGGAUCUGUUAGACCACUCAUGCACAUCAGGGAGCGGUUCUGGACUGCCUUUCCUGGUACAGAGAACAGUUGCCAGACAGAUUACACUGAACGAGUGUGUGGGGAAAGGCCGUUAUGGAGAGGUGUGGAGAGGUCAGUGGCAGGGGGAGAACGUAGCUGUGAAAAUCUUCUCCUCCCGAGAUGAGAAGUCCUGGUUCCGCGAGACUGAGAUUUACAACACGGUGCUGCUGAGGCAUGAGAACAUUCUGGGCUUUAUUGCAUCUGAUAUGACCUCCCGUAACUCCAGCACUCAGCUAUGGCUGAUCACACAUUACCACGAGAUGGGCUCGCUGUAUGACUAUCUGCAGCUGAGCACGCUGGAUGCCCCGGCCUGCCUGAGGAUGGCGCUGUCCAUAGCCAGCGGCCUGGCGCACCUGCAUGUGGAGAUCUUUGGCACACAGGGCAAGCCGGCCAUAGCUCACCGAGACCUGAAGAGCAAGAAUAUUUUAGUGAAUAAGAACGGCCAGUGUUGCAUCGCUGACCUUGGCCUGGCUGUGAUGCAUUACCAGGACACAAAUGAGCUGGAUGUGGGGAACAACCCUAAAGUGGGCACCAAACGGUACAUGGCCCCCGAGGUGCUGGAUGACUCCAUUCAGGUGGACUGCUUCGAGUCAUACAAACGAGUGGACAUCUGGGCUUUCGGCCUGGUGCUAUGGGAAAUCGCCAGACGCACAGUCAGCAACGGUAUUGUAGAAGACUACAAACCGCCCUUCCAUGAUGUAGUGCCUAGUGACCCCAGCUUCGAGGACAUGAAAAAGGUGGUGUGUAUAGACCAGCAAAGACCCAACAUUCCCAACAGAUGGUUCUCAGAUUCUACUUUAACAUCCAUCGCCAAACUUAUGAAAGAGUGUUGGUACCAGAACCCUUCGGCGAGGCUCACGGCUUUGCGCAUCAAAAAGACUUUGACAAAAAUCGACAACUCUUUGGACAAAAUCAAAGCGGACAUUUGAACUCUUUUCAUAUGGAAUAUCCUUAAAGGCCUUUAUAAACUCCAGCGGAUGACUCGUCUGGAGAUCCAGGAAAUAAAAAAAAUAAAAAAAACAUAAAAAAGGGACCUCACGGACACAGUGUUCUCUUUGAGGCACAAUGUAUUUAUUUUGAAACGUACAGUGGGACACGUUUUGGCAUCCAAAGAUGGCACAGAGGGCAUUUAAAAAGACUGCAGAUAUAUGUGACCUAGCUUUUACAGAGACUGUUAUUUAAGCAAGACCUGGAAAGGGGAAAGUCGCUUUAGAUCUCCAGUUUACUUCUAACGCAGCUUUGAGUUUUAGAAAUGUCUGGAAAAGACGUCUUUCUUUUAGCAAUAUUGUCCGUGCUUCUUUUUGAUCAAUUGCACUGGCAGUCGCUGGCAUUCCUUACUUGCACUGUUAUGGAAGAAUUUGGAGAGGAAAAGAUGACAAUUUGCCAAAAAAAAGGCUGUAUUUUAUAUUCCACUAGCAUCAUAUCCUUAUCCAUUAUCAACCACAGAGAUAACGUAAGCAACUUUUAGUUUUAUGUUACAGUUGUUUUUUGUUGUUUUUGUUUACUUUUGCACUGCCGUUUACAGUAUAAGGAUAAAAAAAAGUGCAUCUCUGCCUUCUUUCAUGUCACUCGAGCUGUAAUUUAUUUAAGUUUUUGAACCAUACAAUAGCCACUCUGUUACUGUUUUGCCUGAGAUGUUUGUGUCACUGAUAUUUUUUUGUAUUAUUAAGCAUUUAGCUAUUUCCCUUUUGUUUGUUUCAUAAGCUUUAUGGACUAUAGAUGCUAAAGUAAAUAAAAAAAGAUUCUUAACUACAAAAAUAUUAGGCAAUGCCUGUAAACUGUUUAUAAUUUAAAUUAUGUGCACUGACCACACAACUUAAGAAAAAAAAAAAAAAGUCGGGUUGUUAAUAUUUCCUAUUUAAAAAAUAUGAUUUUACUGUAGUAAUUAAGGCAGUAUAGAUCUCACCCUAAACAAUUAUUCUGAUGUAUUGACUAGCGGAUUUCAUCCUAAAACAGUUUGACUGUUUUGACCAUUUUGCCUAAUUCUUAUAAGAAACACAGAGCUACAAAUCUCAUAAUUGGUAUUAAAUGCAUUAUAGAUUAGUGGUAUUAGAUCAUAAAAUAAGAAUCAAUCAGAAUUCAAUAUGAAAAUGUCAUCUGUUAUUACACUAGUUUAUCAGGGAAAGUGGAUAACUGUGUGUGUGUGUGUGUGUGUGUGUGUGUGUGUGUGUGUGUGGCUUUGGAGGCAUUUCCGAGUUCCACAUUUGUAAAAUUUGGAUUUCUUUAAGUGUAGUACUUCUGCUAUUAUUUGGUCUUUCUAUUUUCUAAUGCCAUUAAUAUAGUAUUGUCAUUUUAUGUAAUUAGUUUUUUAUUGUAGAAAGACAUUCAGUCUUUUCUGUGACUUUAACAAAUAGAUCUUACGUCAAGAUUUUAAGCAACUUUUUAUGCCUUCUGAACAAACAAUCAAAUAUAAUGCACACUCCACAGUGACUACGCCAACCAUAUUAUUGAUGCAAACUUAAGUGUGUCAAAAUAUAAGAUAAAAAAAAAUUUAUACACUUUGUUUGAAAUUAGUUGUGCUUUUCGGCAAAAUUAAGGUUUUUCCAUGUAAAAAAAAAAAAUCCAGCCAAAUUUGCAUUCCUUUGCAUGAACUUAUCAUCAAAACCUUUUGUACUGAGAGGAAAAAGAGGAAACGGACAAGAUAACAUUUUAUCUGUUAAAUGUGACUUGCUGUUUAUGGGAAGUGGUAAAGCCAUUGCAUAGAGGAUUAAGUUAAUUUUGAGAUGUACAGGCUUAUUAUUAAAUAUUAA
This is a messenger RNA of Clarias gariepinus (North African catfish), 4271 nucleotides long. RefSeq names its product activin receptor type-1-like. Bases 417 to 2450 code for a protein of 677 amino acids. Gene Ontology annotation, cellular component: BMP receptor complex; plasma membrane. The record is from RefSeq and is a predicted model, not a curated record. Gene Ontology annotation, biological process: transforming growth factor beta receptor signaling pathway; BMP signaling pathway; heart development. NCBI's taxonomy places the organism in Eukaryota, Metazoa, Chordata, Actinopteri, Siluriformes, Clariidae. Gene Ontology annotation, molecular function: SMAD binding; transforming growth factor beta receptor activity, type I; ATP binding. The transcript is spliced from 12 exons.